Nematocida homosporus is the source of this 537-nucleotide messenger RNA. Its product is annotated as GTP-binding protein SAR1. The transcript has a single exon. The record is from RefSeq and is a predicted model, not a curated record. Gene Ontology annotation, biological process: intracellular protein transport; protein localization to organelle; Golgi to plasma membrane protein transport. Gene Ontology annotation, cellular component: Golgi apparatus. The coding region runs from base 1 to 537 and encodes 178 amino acids. NCBI's taxonomy places the organism in Eukaryota, Fungi, Microsporidia. Gene Ontology annotation, molecular function: GTP binding; GTPase activity.
AUGGGUUCUGUCCUCUCUCGUUGUCUUAAUCGUAAGAAACGCAGUGUUAUCAUCAUUGGAGCGGCCGAUAGUGGUAAAACCCAACUUAUUCAAAACAUGAAGAAAGAUAAGUAUAUGACUGAGAAGACAACUAGUAUUUAUGAGCAGCACCUAAUUAGGGCCAAGGGCUAUGCUUUGGAUCUUUUUGACUUAUCUGGAGAUCCAAAACAUUCGCAGUUUUGGAAGUUUUAUACUGAAAGUAGUCAUUUAGUUGUGUUUGUGGUAGAUGUGUCUUCAAAAGAGAAGAUUGUGCAAUCUAAGGAAGUAUUUGAGUCAUUUUAUACCUCUUACUGUAUGCAGAAAGAGAACUUAAUCUUUAUCUUAAACAAGAUAGAGGAAGGACCUCAGGAGUCUCGAGAUGAGAUGAUAAGCAUGUUCCAUGAUCAAUUCCAAGGAAUCUUUGGGGUUAGUAAGCGCCUAACUCACAAGAUGCUGGUGGUGAAUGCAGCAGAGCCUCGUAAGGCCCUGACUUUCAUCUGUAAGUCACUAAAGCAAUAA